AUGGAAUCUGUAGCAGUCAGCUCGCUCCGCCGACAAGCAUCGACCUACAGCCAAGCGCAGGCGCCCUCCCGCUGCUCGAGCCCGCGCCCGUCUUCCUUCCGCCGUGUUUCAACGCGCAACACCUCUACAAACCUCCUCACUUCCUUCCUAUCCACCGUCCGCGCCUGUCUAUCCCUCUCCGCCUCCGCGCGCGCCCGACGCGCCGAAUUCGACCGCCUGCUCUCCUACAGCGCCGAACAGACCGCCGAGGGGUGGUUCGUCGAAGCUAAAGAGGCUCAGCAGGCCGCGAUACGGCUGUACGAUGAGCUGCGCGACGAAGAGCGGGAGUGGUUGGCGGAGAAGGGUAUCCUCAGCUUCGAGUGGAUCGUCGUUAGGCAGAGCGCUGGGACGGAGAACAUGCUUGCGAGGUGGCAAGUUCUGAGCGACGCGUUGAAGGAGAUCAUGCAGGAGUAG
Molecule: messenger RNA, 453 nt
Organism: Peniophora sp. CBMAI 1063
Lineage: Eukaryota; Fungi; Basidiomycota; Agaricomycetes; Russulales; Peniophoraceae
Source: the annotation of a GenBank genome assembly